UGUCAACUGCUCCUAGCGGCGAGAAAUGGAACUAAAAUUAUUAAAAACGUAAUGGUGGCUGCUUGCGGUCCAUUGCUGACAACAUUAUUUAUAAAACCGUAUGAAAACCUUCAAAAACUAAUAAAAUAGCACAGCAUUUCUGGAAAAAUUGGCCAGCAUGAACAAUCAAUGCUGUUUCAUCUGCAACAACCGGGCAGGCCUGUCUCUCAGAAAUGCUUCCAGCCUUUUUGGUGAACAUAACACACUAUCGUCAGGCAGAAAAGUUUCAGAAGUUGUGAGCGAGAUUGUCAAUAAGCCAGUUGUGGAAAACAAGGUGCAUACCAACAUACUAUGCAAGAAAUGCUAUAAAACGUGCAAUGAGUAUGACAGCAUUCAAGUUAGAUUACAGGCUAUAAAGAAAGAAAUGCUGGAACAAUUCAAAUUGUCUUUGCCUAAUCACAAUUUGGACUAUGAAAAUUAUGAGAAAAAUGUUUGCAACCCACCUAAACUCAUACCAAUUCUUGGCAAGAAACUUGUGUUACCUGCGUCAAAAUUACAGCCUAUUCCACCGGAUUUAUUGUUGAAAGUGGGGAAAAUAGCAUCGUUUUCUAAACCUAAUUUGAUUCUACCACAAAUUAAGCCGCAAACCACAGCAUCAACCGUAAACCUGAAAGUUACAGUAGGAUCUUCAGUUUUAACACAAACAGUCAAAACUACAACAAGCAAACCCAUCGAAAAAGCUAGUCUAGACUCAAAUUCAAUACUAAAUUCCUUAACCAACGCCUUAAAAGAUGAUAUAGAUACUCUAUCUAGUUCUAAUAGUUUGAGUCAAAAAAACUCAAUUUUGAGUUUUAAUGUUAACUCAUUACCAAAAGAUUUUCUUUCCGGAGCCGUUUUGACUAAGAUCGAUGAUAAGGAUGAUGAUGAUGAUGAUAAGGGUGAUGGGAAUGCUGAUGAUCAUCCCAUGGAGAUUGAUGAAGAUUGUUUAUCAGUAGUACCUGUAACUACAUCUGAAGGUGGAAACCUAGUCCUCAAAGUUGAAGGGUUACAGACAAAAUCUUCAGCGCCAGAGGUGAGCGAGUAUCUAAACGUGGAAAUUCCCACACUGGACGCGGACACAGACGUGACGGACGCACAGAAGUACAUCCUCGGCAAGCUGGAGAUACUCAACGAGGGUGAUGAUGAUGACGAAGAGGGACACACAAUAGUAGUGGACAGUGAGAACGGUGAAAUACUUCGCAUGGUAGCCGGACAGAAGUUCAUCUACGAGGGUGGAGAGAUAUCACUGGUGAUGCCCGAUGAUCACCAGCCUGAGGACGGUGAUCAGCAGGAUAAUGGUGAUAGUCAAGAUUCUAACGACGAGUCGCAAAUAGAGCUACAGGUGUCAGGAGACGAGGAAACUGCUAAUGCCAUCAUUGCUGCAGCACAAGAACAAGGAGGUGCAUUUAUAAAGGUGGAGUCGGGCGAGAUGUUCCGCGUAAAGUCUGUGUCCAGCACCACGGCUGACGGCUCCGACGUGGACGCCUUGCAGAUUGUGGCGCAAGAGGGGAACAUGUUCAAAUGUCUGCUGUGCGAGAAGAACGAGUCCAGUGCUAGCACGGUGUGUGCGGCAGACAGCAUGAUGCGUCACCUGAAGAGCUGCCACGGCGCCCGCCUGUACCUGUGCCGGCACUGCGGCGCCGCCAUGCGCAGGCGGACACACUAUGCGCAACAUAUUGCAUCACACGCGACAGAGGCUACGCCCCCUUCCGGCCGGGCUGCUGCCCAUCGCUGCAGCACGUGCGGCAAAUGCUAUAGCUCCCGUACUCUCCUGCAGGAGCACAACAACGUGCACUCGGGGGCCAAGCCCUACGCCUGCGCGCUCUGCAACAAGGCCUUCGCCUCCAAGUACACGCACCAGGCGCAUCUCAAGACGCAUGCCGUCCGUCCGCGUCCCUUCAAAUGCAAUCAAUGUGGCAAGUCGUUCCUCACGCAACAGAAUCUGAAUCAACAUGAGAAGACUCACUCCGGCAUCAAAGACUUCGUCUGUAAUAUAUGCAACAAAGCGUUCAGCACACAGCACAACCUAGAAGUCCACGGGGUUGUACACUCAGGGAACAAGGCGUUUGUAUGCAGCGUUUGUGGGAAAGCCUUCGCCAGACGAGCAGAACUCAGGGACCAUCUCAGGAUACACACCGGAGAGCGUCCAUUUUCAUGCGAUAUCUGUGGUGCUCGCUUCACGCAGCGCUCGAACCUACACUCGCAUAGACGGGCCACACACUUCGAUGAUAAACGAUACCACUGUGACCAGUGCCCUAAGCGGUUCAAACGGAGGAGACUGCUAGAAUACCACAUAAAGGCGACGCACACAGGCGAGCGGCCGCUGAAGUGCGGCCUGUGUCAGCUGUCCUUCGUCUACCCCGAGCACUACAAGAAGCACGUGCGGACACAUAGCGGGGAACGACCUUAUGUCUGUGAGAUCUGCGGCAAAUCCUUCAAUUCUCGCGAUAACCGCAACACGCAUCGCUUCGUGCACAGCGACAAGAAGCCCUACGAGUGUGUCGCUUGCGGCGCCGGCUAUAUGAGGAAACAGCUGCUCUAUGCGCAUAUGAAUACUAGCGUAUGUAUUGUUCACUACACUAUCUACAUAAUGUUCACUACACUCACUACACAGCGACAAGAAGCCCUACGAGUGUGUCGCUUGCGGCGCCGGCUAUAUGAGGAAACAGCUGCUCUAUGCGCAUAUGAAUACUACGACAAGAAGCCCUACGAGUGUGUCGCUUGCGGCGCCGGCUAUAUGAGGAAACAGCUGCUCUAUGCGCAUAUGAAUACUAGCGGUCAUUUAGCGGAAUCAAUAGUAGUCAAUCAACCGAGGGUCAUCAAGGUUACUGAGAAUAGCACAAAUCCUCAGACAACGGAUAUAACAAACAUUGAAUCGAAUACUAAUAAAUUCGACGCGAUAUUUGAAACUAGUGAAUUAGAGGAUAGCGUUAAAUCUGUUGUAAAAUCGGAGACUGAAGUGAAUUUACAAGAUGCCAAAUUUUUCAUAACGGAUGACAAAAAGUUAAUAUUACAAGAUAGUGAUAAAGCGACAUUGAAUUUAAUACAAGAAGGGGACGAAUCUGCUUUAUUUACUAUACAUAACAUAGGCGAGAGAUCGGAUGGAACUAUACUUGAGGCUGUAGAUGCUGAUCAACUAGGAGAACAGACUGAGAUCGUAGCGAACGACGAGAAUGGUGGUAUGGUGCGACUCAUACAGAUCAAAUUACCGGACGGCAACAACGGAUGGGUUGCCAUCAAUCGGUGAACUUGUUAUAAUAACUAUGGUUAGCUCAUAUUAAGGGCCUUUCCCAAUAUUUUAUCUGCCUGUUAAUUUUCUUACUAGAAUUUUGAGAAGUCGAGGUGGCCUAGUGGGUAAAAAAAUCAACCUCUCAAGUGUCGGACGUGGGUUCGAUUCAAGGUCAGGCAACUAUCAAAGCAACUUUUCUAACUUUGUAUGUACUUUCUAAGUAUAUCUUGGAUACCAAUGACUGCGCCGGGACCUACAGUUUAACGUGCUAUCCCAAAUAGCACACAUAGCACACCCGACAUAAAACGUUUGUUUUUCGUUAAAUAACGGUUUUCAUUGAAUAUUGAAUGUGAAAUUUCAUAGUUUUAAGAAAACUGACGUUUCUGUAGUCAUAACGACUGAACUGAUUAUGAUGAUAUUUGUUCUAGUAAAUCGCAUUUGUAAAUAAAGAAUAUAGUAUGUAUAAAAGCUUUUCUGUAUAUGAAACUAUGAUGUAAUUUUAAUUUGUUCUCUGUAAGACUGAACAGAUUCACUGUAAACUCGUCUAGAAAUUGUAAUUAUGCAAAAAUUUUAUUGUUCGUGAAUCGUGUCAAAUAUUUGUAUUAUAAUACAUUAUUGUUAUAUUGUAUACUUAUAAGUAAGAAAACUCCGCAAAGCGGUCAAGUCCAGUGUUCUUUUUAGUUCAGUGCUUUUAAACAAUGCUACACGUAUGAGCAGUGUACCGCUUGUUGGUUUGACUAGGUAAAUAUACAUACAUAACAUACUUAUUAUUGUUAUUUAUGAGAAUUGAACAAGUAUUUAAAAAGAUAAAGAAUCUUCCUCAUAAACAGAGUCGUGGUUGUUAAGUGGGUAAAGAAUCAACCUCUCAAGUGUGAGUAUGGGUUUGAUUUCCAGGUAAACCUAGUACCAAUGCAAAUUUUCUAAGUUACUGGACUAAAACUAGCGAUAAUCUUUGAAAAAACCUUGUACAUUCAAAAUAAUGUAAAUAUAGUAUUAAAACAAGAUUUUUUAUAUCA
This is a messenger RNA of Helicoverpa armigera (cotton bollworm), 4263 nucleotides long. RefSeq names its product zinc finger protein 12. Gene Ontology annotation, cellular component: nucleus. The transcript is spliced from 25 exons. The coding region runs from base 158 to 3265 and encodes 1035 amino acids. The record is from RefSeq and is a predicted model, not a curated record. Gene Ontology annotation, biological process: regulation of transcription by RNA polymerase II. Lineage: Eukaryota; Metazoa; Arthropoda; Insecta; Lepidoptera; Noctuidae. Gene Ontology annotation, molecular function: DNA-binding transcription factor activity, RNA polymerase II-specific; RNA polymerase II cis-regulatory region sequence-specific DNA binding.